CUGCGCGUGAGGCUCCUGAAGUGUGCAGUAGCGGCGGCGGUGAGACGGUGAGAGCGGAGGAGAUGUGGAGACGCGAUGCUGUACUGCGAGCCGCAGGACUGAGAGAUCAGAUCAGAUCAGCACUCUGAAUCCUACAGCACGAUGAAUGUGAGUGUGUACAUAAGGCGAGCAUGCAGAAUGUUCAGUGGCCCGUUCUGACUGGACCACCUGACGCCAGGCCACCCCAUGCCCACCUGUGAUCCAGAAGACAACCUCUCAUCCCCUCGAGCUCCGCUUCUCUCGGACAACCAUCAUUAGUCUUGAUGAGGAACCCUGCCACCGGUGAUGUGAUGAACAAGUUUGAGGUGCUUGGGAUCGUUGGGGAAGGAGCAUAUGGAGUCGUGCUCAAAUGCAGACACAAGGAGACUAAUGAAAUCGUGGCUAUUAAGAAGUUCAAGGACAGCGAAGAGAACGAGGAUGUGAAGGAGACGACGCUGCGGGAGCUGAAAAUGCUCCGCACGCUCAAGCAGGAAAACAUCGUGGAGCUGAAGGAGGCGUUCCGGCGCCGGGGGAAACUCUACCUGGUGUUUGAGUAUGUGGAGAAGAACAUGCUGGAGUUGCUGGAAGAGCUGCCUAACGGAGUGCCACCUGACAAAGCGAGGACCUACAUCUACCAGCUAAUCAAAGCCAUCCACUGGUGCCAUAAGAACGACAUAGUGCACAGGGACAUUAAGCCAGAAAACCUCCUAAUCAGCUCAGAAGAUGUGCUCAAGCUGUGUGAUUUUGGUUUCGCACGUGACCUCUCUGAAGGAACGGAUGCCAAUUACACGGAGUACGUGGCCACCAGGUGGUACCGCUCACCCGAACUACUACUGGGAGCUCCUUACGGGAAGGCGGUGGAUAUGUGGUCGGUGGGGUGCAUUCUGGGCGAGCUGAGUGACGGACAGCCCUUGUUUCCAGGCGAGAGCGAGAUAGACCAACUCUUCACCAUACAGAAGGUUCUCGGACCCCUGCCUCCAGAGCAGAUGAAGCUUUUCUACAACAACCCCCGCUUCCACGGCCUACGGUUCCCUACAGUGAGCCACCCGCAGACUCUGGAGAGGAGAUACCUUGGCAUCAUCAACGGCCCCAUGCUGGACCUAAUGAAGAACCUGCUGCUUUUGAACCCAAAUGAGCGUUUCCUGACAGAGCAGAGUCUGAACCACCACGUAUUCCAGAGUCAGCGGCAGACCGACCGACCCGGCCCCCCGACCCCUACGCCCAUCCGCUCCUCCAAGAGAAAACCCCACCACGAUAACACCCCCCUCAACAGGAGUCAUGGUAGUAAGAGCUCAGGACACCAUCGUUCCAACAGCCGGGACUGUUCUAGCCUACCCCGUCAUAAUCAGGCUGAGCUGCACCCACAGAGCGCCGAAUCAUUCUUAAAUGGUGCCGUACCUGCGUCUAGCAGCUUGAGCCCCACACUGCAUGCCAAGUCUUUCCAUUCCCCUCAACCCCUCAACCGCUCAGCAUCUUGCGGCAAAGACCUGGCCUCGCUCAGCCCCAAAAAGGCGCGAGGUAAAGUCUCCGACCUGGACUUCGACUUGCCCAAAGCGUCUGAUGGCCCUGGUGCCAAAUACCUCAAAUCCAAUCCCUCGCGGACCCACAACCGCCACUCGUUUGUGGAGGGCAAGAAUAAUACGCUGCAGGGAGAACGGGAGAAGCAUGUACGCCACGGUGAGCCAAUGCCUUUGAAUUCGAGCAGUAAAAGUUCUUCGUCUUUUAUGAGUUUGUCCAAGAGCCAUGGCGCACUGACUGAUGCCAAGUCUAUUAGUAACUUGAGCGAUCCACGCCUUCUCCAAGACGAUGCACCCGUGCCCUCACGAUAUUUCCCUUCUAGCUGUCUGGACCUAAAUGCCAACCUAAACCUGGGGGCACCCGGUAGCCCUGCUUUGCGUCACAGUCCUGGAGGGCGUGCCAAGUCCGAGCGUCAAACCGGCAUGGUGGACUCGACACUUCGCCGCUCAUCAACACGUCACAAGGGCCAACAGGACGAGGCCAAAGCUACAGAAACUCUGGAUCCUGGAGGAGGAACUCGUGACUUCCCCUAUGGUCUGGGCUACACUAGCCCUUUUUCAUCACAACAGCGCCCCCACAGGCAUUCCAUGUAUGUGCGACGGGAGCGUAGUCGACCACACGGAGUGGAUGUAGGCCUGGCCCUUGGGCAGAGUGCUCCCACCCGUGCCAGCAGCCUCCAGAUGCUCUCGCCACAGCUUCAGCACCGCACGCUACCCAGGCACGUGGGCAGCUCCAGCAGCCGUGAUGAUACCCCUGAUGACCUCAGGGCAGCCAUGUAUCACGAGCAGCAUCCAGAGGACGGAGGAUCUUCCAAAGAGAACCGCAUGGUCUACAGUGACUCGAUGCCACGUCGAGUCGGCAGUUUCUACAGAGUGCCAUCUCCUAGACCAGAUAACACUUUCCAUGAGGGCAGCGGGCAGAAUAUGAGCUCAGGGGUGAACAUGGAGAGCGGCAGCCACACCAAACGUCAACCUACCUAUGACCCCUGGACAGGGCCCGAGGCACUCGAUUUGGGUGCUCCAGAACCAGUCAAAGAGAAGGAGAAGCAAGGCUUUUUCAGAGCAAUAAAGAAGAAGAAGAAGAAAUCUCAAGCGGUGGAUGUUGGAGAAGCCAGGGGUCCUGUGAUCAAGAAAUCUCUUUUUCCUCUGUCUAACUCAAAGCCUAGCUUUAAACAUAACUCCUCAGAGAGAGUACUCCCUCUAGUGGCCACGCCCAUGGUCCUGAACGAGGGACCAGAUCAAGUGGUGGUACAGAAAUCGUCCCGGGGCUUUGGGCAGCAGAGCAGCACAAGACACCGGACACGCAGCAGAGACCGGGAGAGGAGUCGAGAUCGGGAACAGGAGCAGGACAGAGACGAGUGGCCGGCCGAGAGGCUAACCGAAUCCCACUCUCAGAACCAACCUCUCAGGUCUCUUCGCAAGCUUCUUCAUCUCCCUGCCUCCUCCUCCUCCAGCAAACCAAAUACACCAGACAUGCGUUUCCCCCACGGCAACUCCAAAGGAGGAAGCUUUGUAGAGUCACGGAGCCACGUCGGAGGAGGAGGAACUGGAGGAUCGACCCAGGCCAUGUCCCGCCAGGCCGCCUAUCCUCACGCCGGUCAGCUGGAAUCCACAUGGCACUCAGCGGCUCUGGGAAGAGCGGAGGGAAACCCAUACCCGGAGCAGCUGGCAUCCAAAGCAGGCCAGAACGGGCACGGCUUCGUCCGCACGUCACGCUCACGCAUGCCAAACCUCAACGACCUGAAAGAGACUGCACUUUAAAAUGAGCCUGUUUCUCAAAUACAGUGCCACCUGGAGGCCUGGAGGGCUAGAGAGGUCAAACACUGGAGGACAUUGGUGUUUUCAUGAACGAUAAGGGUAGGCCUAGACAUGUCUUAAUCUUUUUUUUAUUUUCCAUAUUUAAUAGAAUUUGUAAUAUUAUUUAUGUACUUAUUGUAUUUUUUGUUAUUGAAAAUUAUCAAUAUGAAAUGAACAUAUAUAAAUAUAUAUAUAUAUAUCUUGUUAAGUAUAAAAAUGUAUUAUAAUAAUAAUUCUAGUUCUAUUAUUCUGCAUAUAAUAAUUCUUAUAUUUGGUUAAGAAUGUCAAAUGUUUGUGUAUGAAAUCUAAGUUUAUAAAGAGGUAAGAAUAUUGUUACAAUUCACAUCACAACUUUCUGUUACAUUUAUUUCUAAACUUGAUUCAGUGGAAUUGGCACAAGAGACAAAAGUCAGACGAGAGUCAGACGAGAGUCAGACGAAAGUGAGACGAGAGUCAGACGAGAGUCUAUGAUGAUCUGUUGAAAUGCAACAACUAAUACUUGUCAAAGAGCUGUAGGGCCAACACACACACACACACACACACACACACACACACACACACACACACACACACACACACAGUGCUAUAGCAUCAUCUGCUGGCCAUAGUUAUUCACUACAUUCAAUGACAGACAAAUAGUUUGCAUACAAAAAAAAACAACACAAAAACAAGAAAUAAUAAAACUAAUACUAAUAUUUUUUAUUUAAAUAAAGAAAGCAAAAUUGCUGCGGAUGUGCAGCAUGUUCUCAUGUGUAAAAGCCAGAUGCCAUUUGUAUAUUCUCAGGUUUAGUGUUAAAUAAACACUGUAAAUAUUAUUUUAUUGCAAUAUUUUAAGACCAACACGGGGAAAAAAAUGUUUUUAAAUUUCAGUUUAGAAUUAAAAUCUUAAUAAAUGAAUGUGUGACGGGAACAAAAAAAUAAUAAAACUGCAAUAUGCUUAAACAAAAACAACUAAAUAAUAAUAAUAAUAAUAAUAAAAACACCACCACAUCAUCAUAAAUAUAUAUAUAUUUCUUAGGAUGGGGUGCCAAUAUUUAACCCGGUGAACAGUAGAUUUUGCUAUCGGUCGUAGGAUAUUAGAGGGGAAACGUUUCAUGGGGUGGACAAAUCAUAGCUUUAUUAGAGACCUUGUGGUUUGUUUGGGUUAAAAGCUUAUUAUUGGAAUUAACAAAAUUUAACCCAAACUCAGUUAUUUACGUCAGAACCGUAAUACGUAAUAUAAAUGUAUUAGACAAAAUUGCACGGAGAAGUCUGCAGUCAUAAUCCUUAUUUUCUAUGAUGUAGCAUAUCGUCUUUGUGUCUCUAGCAUUUUGUGUGCGCCAAAGAGAACUGGCUGGGGUUUUGAUUUCGGCUGUAUACAGUACGUGUUUAAAUGUCAUAGCAAUAGAGUUUUAUAACUGUUUUUUUUUUUACUGUGUUGUUGUUGUUGUUGAUGAUGUAUUUCAUUAGUCUUUCAUCACUGCCAAUAUGUGAUGUUCUUAAAAGAUUGCACGUGCAAAUGCAUAAGAUAAUCUAGUUGAAUCAGUUCAUAUCAGUAAUGGAAUUCAGGAAUAGGUAGCUAGUACUAGAACCUUAAGAUCCAUGGGAAAUUUUUCAUGAAAGCCAAAAUGCUUUUCAUAAAAGCAGAACACUGAACCUACAUGAUUCCGAACUGAAAAACAAACAUGAAUCAGGCUAUUGAUUUGUCCACCUCUGGUUUCAUCUCUUUAAAGGGUCGGUUUGUAACAUUCGGCGCCCUCUGCUGGCUGUCUAUUGAACAUUCACAAGCCUUUUCCUUCCCCUAAAUCUAUCUUAAAUUUGUAUUUUAGGGGGGGAA
Molecule: messenger RNA, 5148 nt
Organism: Clarias gariepinus (North African catfish)
Lineage: Eukaryota; Metazoa; Chordata; Actinopteri; Siluriformes; Clariidae
Product: cyclin-dependent kinase-like 5
Exons: 18
Coding region: 303-3296 (997 amino acids)
Biological process (GO): protein phosphorylation; positive regulation of axon extension; regulation of dendrite development
Cellular component (GO): dendrite cytoplasm; nucleus
Molecular function (GO): ATP binding; protein kinase activity
Source: RefSeq, a predicted model, not a curated record